Caretta caretta (loggerhead turtle) is the source of this 661-nucleotide messenger RNA. RefSeq names its product inner mitochondrial membrane peptidase subunit 1 (gene IMMP1L). The record is from RefSeq and is a predicted model, not a curated record. Gene Ontology annotation, molecular function: serine-type endopeptidase activity. Gene Ontology annotation, cellular component: mitochondrial inner membrane peptidase complex; membrane. Lineage: Eukaryota; Metazoa; Chordata; Testudines; Cheloniidae.
GGCCAGCUGCACAACAGUAACUCUGUGCUAUGCUUCGAGAUGUCAUGGGAAAAACCUUUCGACUUCUGGGGUAUACCAUUCAAUAUGGCUGCAUAGCACACUGUGCCUUUGAGUACCUUGGAGGAAUUGUUGUGUGUUCUGGACCUUCAAUGGAACCAACAAUUCAAAAUUCUGACAUUGUCUUUUCGGAGAAUCUUAGCCGCCAUUUUUAUUGCAUUCAGAAAGGUGAUAUUGUAAUUGCAAAAAGCCCAAAUGACCCAAAAUCAAAUAUCUGUAAAAGAGUAAUUGGCUUGGAAGGAGACAAAGUCUGUAUAAGCAGUCCUUCAGAUUUCCGUAAGAGUCACAGUUACGUGCCUAAAGGGCAUGUUUGGUUAGAAGGAGAUAAUCUCAGGAAUUCUACAGAUUCCAGGUGUUAUGGACCUGUUCCUUAUGGACUGAUAAGAGGACGCAUUUGCUUCAAGAUAUGGCCUCUGAAUGAUUUGGGAUUUCUGCGUGCUAGCCCCAACGGUCACAGAUUUUUGGAUGAUUAAGAGAACUAAUAAGUGAAUUCUGCCAGUUUACUUAACUGUCUUACAAUGCUUUAAUAGCUUUUUUUUACUGAGUGAAUGAAACAAUGUGUUUGUAUUUACAAAAAAUUAAACAUUAUGACUAAGAUAUCAAA